AUGCGGCCCACACUCAUGAGGAUGGCGCACGCCAACAGCGUGCACAUGGACCCGGCAUUGGUUCGAUAUGCCAACAUGUACGUGAAGAGACACGAAUUCUUCAGAUGGACACCGCGCACCGCCUGGAUCACGUUCGCCUAUGUCAUCGCCGUGCCGAGCUGCUUCCUAUACCUUGCAUACAGAACGGAGGGGAAGUACGACUUACGAGGAAAGCGACGAGGGGACACAAUUGCGGAGUUCUGA
This is a messenger RNA of Saxophila tyrrhenica, 243 nucleotides long. RefSeq lists its product as uncharacterized. The transcript is spliced from 4 exons. Lineage: Eukaryota; Fungi; Ascomycota; Dothideomycetes; Mycosphaerellales; Extremaceae. Bases 1 to 243 code for a protein of 80 amino acids. The record is from RefSeq and is a predicted model, not a curated record.